This is a messenger RNA of Canariomyces notabilis, 1554 nucleotides long. RefSeq lists its product as uncharacterized. The transcript is spliced from 2 exons. The coding region runs from base 1 to 1554 and encodes 517 amino acids. Gene Ontology annotation, molecular function: protein binding. The record is from RefSeq and is a predicted model, not a curated record. NCBI's taxonomy places the organism in Eukaryota, Fungi, Ascomycota, Sordariomycetes, Sordariales, Chaetomiaceae.
AUGGAGCCGCCACACAUCACGGAGUUCGGGUCCAAACGGUACCUGGAAAAGCUCCAUCAGUCACAAGCCGCCAGCCAGUCCCAGGCGAACGCCACAUCGGCAGGGGCCGCCUUGGCCCAGUCUGAAUUCAUAUUACCUCUCCGAGGGGCAGAUCUAUUGCAGCCCGAGAAAUCACCCGUCAAACAGAAUGACCAGAGGCGCUCCGAGAAGAAGGGUUUCGGAUUCCUAAGGAACAAGUUUCACAGCAAGCAUCCUCCGCCUAUAGAUGAGGUCGUGACCGAACUUCCUGAGCUGCCAACAGCCAAAAGGAGGGUACCAUUUGAUAUUCUUUUUGCUGCUCUUCCAAACGAGCUGCAGGUGGAAAUCAUUGCGUCACUUCCGCUGUCGGAUGUGCUGAACCUGCGGUUGGCGUCGAGGGCUCUCCAUGCUCUCGUCUCGCUAAACGAGGCACCGAUUACUCGCUACCACCUCGAUCACCACGUGCCUGCGUAUGCCAAGCGACUUUACCCAGCUCCCCAGGGCGUCCCGCUGAAUUUUCACUAUCUCUGCGGAAUCUGGCAUCGGCUACACGUGGCCGCGAAACUGUCGUACCUGAUGUGCGAAUGGAUAUCCAAGGAGCUGUUCCUCAUGAACACCGAAGAGAAGAAGCGCGAGUUCGCACCACAAAGGGAACGGAUGAGACGGCGUCUUAUACCGGUGCUCUUCACCAUUUUCCACUUUUUUGAAACAUACCGAAAACUUCAUUUGAAGUAUCUCAACGAGCACGACGGAAACGGGCUGCUCAGGACACCGUACACUGCUAACCCCAUCGAAACCGAGAUCUUGAACAUGUAUGACGACCGAACCCUGCUUCGGGUCCACGAGGCAUUUCCCCUCGUAAUGUCAUCCUUUUGCAGACGCCUCCGUCCCCCGUCCUACGUCGGCCGAGUGGAGCGAUCAUUGAGAGGCUACCUGCGGGAGAAACCGCCUGACGAGGUGCAUGUUGCAAUGCUUUGCAUUGGGGGCUUGCGGCAGGUGGAGAGGAUAUGGGAAGUCAAGGGCUACAACACGCGGAGAGCAGCCGUGGACAGUUGGUAUGCUUCUCUCACGCAAGAUCCGAUCGAGUUGGAAACGAAGAAGCGGCGGGGCAUGUUGAGCUUGAAGCGCAAGAAAUCUUCCAUCGCUGUAGGGAAGACCAGCACGCAUGAGACCAACUCAGUCUCGAGGAACUCGAGCAGUUCGAAUAUCGUCCACGAAAAGCAGCCCGAGAACCUAGUUUUUGGCACCAGUCUAGCAGCCGGUAUGCCUAUGGGUCCGUUGGACAAGGAGGAGGCCAAAUUACUCCUGCCCGAUCUGCCGGCGCUCCAAAAGAUUUGGAUGGAAACCGCCGAGGCAAUGAUCUUGGACCGGAAGAUUGUGGAGCGGCCGUCAGACAUUCGCCGGAACGCCCAGAUUUUCACCGAAUUGAUCCGCGAGGAUGGCUACGAGGACGAAGACCAGUGGUUGUACGGCACGGUUGCGCCUGACUCGGUACGACCUAAUCUAGACGCCAUCGAGGAGGACCCUCUCGAGUGA